UCAUGCAAACAACUUACAGGAGGAAGGAUUUAUUUUGACUCAAUUUUGGAGGUUUUUAGUCCAUACUCUGCUUUUGUUAUGGGGUCCAGGGAAGGUACCCCAAAUGGGACUCAAACCCACGUCCCUCCAGACUCCACCACGCAGAGACAGUCUCAAGCAAAGAUGGAUUUAUUGGGGAAGCAAAAAGUGAACUGACCGGCCAGGGACGCAGCACAGACUCAGGCGCUGACACCGUGACCCCCUAACAGUCCUGGAGCUGAGGUUUAUAAAGAUAGCACUUACUUUGGACUCAAGAUGAUUUGAUGUGUUAAAAAGUCCUCCCAUCAACCAUGAUGGCUACACAGACAUUGAGUAUAGACAGCUAUCAAGAUGGGCAGCAAAUGCAAGUGGUAGCAGAGUUAAAAACAGAGCAAGAUCCCAUUUGCUCAGAACCGGGUGCGGAAGGCGCGAGCCCUCCUCCUGUGGAGUCCCAAACCCCAAUGGAUGCCGACAAGCAGGCCAUUUAUAGGCAUCCUCUGUUCCCAUUACUAGCUUUGUUGUUUGAAAAAUGUGAACAGUCCACACAAGGCUCAGAAGGCACGACUUCUGCCAGUUUUGACGUGGACAUUGAGAACUUCGUCAGGAAACAGGAAAAAGAAGGGAAACCCUUCUUCUGUGAAGACCCAGAAACAGACAACUUAAUGGUGAAAGCAAUCCAGGUCCUGCGUAUUCAUCUUCUUGAGCUGGAAAAGGUUAAUGAACUCUGCAAGGAUUUCUGCAGUCGGUACAUUGCCUGUCUGAAGACAAAAAUGAACAGCGAGACCCUGCUGAGUGGGGAGCCUGGGAGCCCCUACUCCCCUGUGCAGUCCCAGCAGGUUCAAAGUGCCAUCACGGGCACCCUCAGCCCCCAGGGAAUUGUUGUACCCGCUUCUGCCCUGCAGCAGGGAAAUGUAACCAUGGCAACAGUGGCAGGUGGAACAGUGUACCAGCCUGUCACCGUUGUCACUCCACAAGGCCAGGUGGUCACACAGGCCUUGUCGCCUGGGACGAUUAGGAUCCAGAACUCCCAGCUCCAGUUACAGUUGAACCAAGAUCUCAGCAUCCUACAUCAAGAUGACGGCUCAUCCAAGAACAAAAGGGGCGUCCUGCCAAAGCAUGCCACCAACGUGAUGAGGUCCUGGCUCUUCCAGCACAUCGGGCAUCCCUACCCAACAGAAGACGAGAAGAAGCAGAUUGCUGCUCAGACAAACCUGACACUACUCCAAGUGAACAACUGGUUCAUCAAUGCUAGAAGACGAAUUCUCCAGCCAAUGCUGGAUUCCAGUUGUUCAGAGACCCCCAAAACAAAGAAAAAAACUGCUCAGAACAGGCCGGUUCAGAGGUUUUGGCCAGACUCCAUCGCGUCAGGAGUGACACAGCCCCCACCAAGUGAGCUGACCAUGUCAGAAGGCGCUGUCGUGACCAUCACCACGCCCGUGAACAUGAGCGUGGACAGCCUGCAGUCCCUGUCCUCGGACGGGGCCACCCUGGCCGUGCAGCAGGUCAUGAUGGCGGGGCAGAGCGAGGACGAGUCCGUGGGCAGCGCGGAGGAGGACGGCGGCGCGCUGGCGCCCACGCACAUGGGGGGGCUGGUGCUGGAGACCAGCGACUCCCUGCAGUAGGGCCGCGCCCCGCUCCGUACUGUGUGCACAGCAACCCUUUUCCAGUUGCAUUUCUAAUAUGUUUUAUAUGUAGAUAUAGGAGAGUGCACUUUUGUAUUUCCUAGUAGCGUAAGGAGCGGCCCCGCCGCCGCGGCGACGUCUCUCAAGUGUGCGUGUGUGGGUUUUUAAGGAACUUCUUCCAGGUUUACCGCUAGAACCGCGAGCGACCCCUCCCCGCCCCGUGUUGAGUUCCGCACUAGAUGAAGGAGUAGCGCUGCCGUUUUCUAAACAAAUUAUGCAGUUGUAAUUGAGCUGUGUGCUUCGCAGCGGAUCUCGGCUGUCCACGCGAGGCGGGGAGCCGGCCCGGCCGCUCGGAGUGCACGGCGCCGCUCCGCGAGCCCAUUUCCUAUGUAGAAAAAGAAACUCCUAUUUUUACCUUGCUGGAAUUAUUGGAUAAAAAGCUAUUUUUAUAAAUUCGCUAUGAAUUGGAUUAUGAGUAUAUUGAGGAUGAAAUUUCUAGAGAAGGUAUACUACACUACAUGCUUGUUUUCCAUUUGUAACCUUCGGAAUGGCCACACCGCGCGGCCUCCCGCCCCCUCGGGAGGUCGACCUUUUAACCCUGAUGGAGGAGUGAGCAUCUAGCUGAUGAAUUGCUUUCGGUGUGUGUGACGCUCACGUUGCAUUUUACACUUGAUCUAAAUGAGCAUCGGAGGGUGUGGCGUGCUAGAACUUCAGGUAAGUGAAGCGAAAGGCCUCAGCCCCCACCCACAAGCUCCCACGGCAGCCCCGUCUAAUUUAAAUUUGACCUCAGUUACAUGGUUGCCUUACCGUGCUAACUGUGUAUUGUUUUAGAAUUUUUUUUUAGCCAAAAUAUAUGUAAUGUAUAGAAUGUUUAUUAUAAACUAAUAUAACGCGUGCUCUACCCCACUGGCUCAGAGCUGGGGUAAACGCAGGCCCGGGCCUGCCCUCAUGGAUGGAGUGACAGCGAGCUGCACUGUCCCUCCCCCGGGAGCCACGCUCCUCCACGCGCCCAGGCCCGCUGCAGCUUCCAGAACCUUCUCUCACCCAGUCACAGGAGAUGUGGAGUCCCUGGGUAUUUCCAUUUUCUGGCGACAAGACAAACCAAAAGCGUAGGUGGGGUUUGGUUCCCUUUGUCUGACUGUGUGCUUGGGAAUGGCUCCGCAUGCGCCUGCUUCAUGCAGUCCCUGUCCCCAGAGGGCCCAAGGCCCCUCAGCCCACAGAGGCAGCCGCGAAGCCGUCCGCGUGGCUGCAGGUCCUGCGGCUCGGCAGGAGCAACUGGUGAUGGACCAAGGUCACAGCGGAGGUCAUCGCGAGCUGGUGCGUGCAGGGUUUUGUCUGGAACUGAUGCCCUCCCCCCAAAUGUCUAUUAACUAAAGUCAGUCACAGGGGAGACAGCAGACCGUUGAGAGAUUGCCGCAAGGCUAUUUCAGAAGCUUCGAUUAAAGGAAGAACUUGUUUUUGCAACUCUUUAGGGGAAAACCAAGUAUUUUUAAGCAGCUAUGGCAUCCCUUAUUUGUAGUUUUUAAGUCAGGUCCGCACAAGGCUAAAGGUUCCUUUUAGCUUUUCUUAAUGCCCCCUGUGUCGGCCUGUUACACUCGGGGCGCCCUCCUCCCCUCCCCUUCUGUCCGCCUUCCACAGCAUGUGCGCACGUCCAAAGCGCAGAGCCCUUUUCUGCUGGCCCCUUGCAGGCGGGUCACCCAGGAGUACACCGUAUCCAUGGGGGGCUCGGCCAGGACCCACCAUGCAAUGCUGCCCCCUCCACUCUCCUUGUGAAAUUCCGAGGAGUAGCACAAGAUCUUGAGUUCAAGGCCAGCCUUGGCUACAUAGCAAGAUACUAUCUCAAAAGCAACAUGACUAAGAGCCACCCUGGGUGCUGGCUGUUUCCUUUGAGCUUGCAGGAAUACCGCGGUGCUCUUAAGCAAUGCCUGCAUAACUGGCCAUUCUGGUUCAUGAAGUUGCUGCCAACUGUAUUUGUUUGCACCUUAAAAAAACAUGUGUUUUCCAGCCGUCGGUCAGUGAGUGGGUCUGAAUGAGUGUUCCCUUCCAGCUUCCUUCACACGGUCAGAGCCGAUCCCAGCCUCCUUAGUUCCUCCUGCGUUAGAGCCUUGGAGUGGGUUUGAGACCAGCCUGCCCGUUGUCCUUCCUGCUGUUUGGCUACCUGGUGGAGAAGCUAGACUGAGUUGCCCACAGUAGCAGGCUCUCCGCGUGUGUCCAGAUAGCCACCUAAGCAGAAGCAGCCCUGCGUGUGCAGAGCCCUGCGCCGGGGCUCCCGGCCCCCUGGGCCCCGCCGGGCCCUGCUCCCCAGGGCCCCCCCAAGGCCACCUCCACGUCUUUCUGGUUAUGUUCGGUCUUUGAAGCUGACAAUCUUAUAAAUGUGAAUACUGUAACAAUAUGUUUUCUUGGAUUGUUGUCUUUAAAAAGGAUUUUUGUGAAGCAGUUGAUUUAUCAAUGCAAAAAAAAUUAAAAAUAGAAACAUGCCUUA
Messenger RNA from Perognathus longimembris pacificus (Pacific pocket mouse), 4122 nucleotides. It is a transcript of the gene Pknox1, whose product is annotated as PBX/knotted 1 homeobox 1. The transcript has 11 exons. The record is from RefSeq and is a predicted model, not a curated record. Gene Ontology annotation, biological process: angiogenesis; regulation of transcription by RNA polymerase II. Lineage: Eukaryota; Metazoa; Chordata; Mammalia; Rodentia; Heteromyidae. Bases 330 to 1640 code for a protein of 436 amino acids. Gene Ontology annotation, molecular function: DNA-binding transcription factor activity, RNA polymerase II-specific; RNA polymerase II cis-regulatory region sequence-specific DNA binding.